AUGCCACAACAGUCAGCCUAUAAUGUGCAGAAAGAAAUCCUCUCUGUUGAGCCUAUCUUGUAUCUUUUAGACAAGCCAAAUCAGAACCAUUCAGGUGAGAUGGAUGUAUCAAUGAUGCCCCCAAAGCCUACCAUCCCAACAAGGCAGUACCUGGACCAGACCCUUGUACCUAUCCUUCUGGAAGGUCUAGCAGCUAUUGCUAAGGAAAGGCCACAGGAUCCAGUGGAGUAUCUUGGAAAUUUUCUUCUGAGAAGCCGAAAUUCUGGGAGUUCAAAUUCAAACUCAUUACCUGUGCCAACAACCACAGCCCCUACAACAUGUGCCUCUGUGCCCUCAUUGCAGCAAGGAUCCUGACAAUAAGACACUUGUGUUUUUUUUAAUUAUUAUUAAUGUAUUUUACUUUUUAACAUAGGCUCUACCAAAAAGUGCAGAGCUGUGAUCUCAGGCCCUCUCUAUGAGUCUCAAAGUUCUUUGGUGCAGGAAGGUUGACAAGGCUUACUUUAUAAUGUCCAUUUCUUUGACAGCUUAUCAUGUUUUCAAUUUUGUGCUUGAAUGAAUUAGGCCUUUUUUUUUACUGAUAGACUUUUGAAGCAAUAAAUUUUUUUUUCCACAAAGA
Molecule: messenger RNA, 616 nt
Organism: Darwinula stevensoni
Lineage: Eukaryota; Metazoa; Arthropoda; Ostracoda; Podocopida; Darwinulidae
Source: the annotation of a GenBank genome assembly